AUGGACGGAUACCGGCAGACGCUACUGGGACGAGCGCUGGCUGACGCGCUGCGUGAGCUGGAGAAGGAACAAGAAGAAGGAGACACAGAUGCUGAUGGUCUGAAUAUUGAUGGAGAUUAUGUGUUUGUAUUGUUUGAUGAAGCCAUGCGAGCAGAGCUACGUGAUAGAAACAAUAGCCAAGAGGAACAAGCUCAGACAUUUACGCACGAGACUUUGGAGCUAACGGGACAGAUCACAGCAUUCAAUCGAUUCAUGGAAGACUGGAGCUUACGGGCAUGUGCGAAUGCGUGUGAUAUAAAGCUGAAUAACUGCGUUGCUGGUCUACAUAUGCCACAGCAGGGACAGGAAGUGGCCAUUCGGCUAAAGUUACGACAGAGAACAUGA
Peronospora farinosa is the source of this 384-nucleotide messenger RNA. The record is from the annotation of a GenBank genome assembly. Lineage: Eukaryota; Oomycota; Peronosporomycetes; Peronosporales; Peronosporaceae.